Musca domestica (house fly) is the source of this 889-nucleotide messenger RNA. RefSeq lists its product as uncharacterized. Gene Ontology annotation, cellular component: neuron projection. Gene Ontology annotation, biological process: G protein-coupled receptor signaling pathway. NCBI's taxonomy places the organism in Eukaryota, Metazoa, Arthropoda, Insecta, Diptera, Muscidae. The record is from RefSeq and is a predicted model, not a curated record. The transcript is spliced from 5 exons. The coding region runs from base 46 to 750 and encodes 234 amino acids.
CCUUCUAAACAUCGAAAAAUAAAAUCACUUUGCUAUUUCAAUAUUAUGGCAAUGGCCAAUGUUUACGGUUAUCAUUAUGAAAGCUAUCGAAAUUCUAUGGUUAUAGCACAUCGUCUGUCCAUAUAUGUUCCCAAUAUAUUUCUACCAACCAAAAAUCCACAAAAGCUCAUAAUGGAUUUAAACUUACAUUUGACCAUAUUUCGGGACAUGCUGAUCCAUGUUGGCCAAUCAAAAGAUAAUCCUGAAUUACGUGAAAGAAUUCGAAAAUAUCGUCAUAUAUGUUUGGAAGAAUCCAAACAUGCCAAUGAAGUAAUAGUUGAUUUGAUGAAAAGCUCUACCGAGGAUGUGGAUACUUCACAUGCCGUACUACUUUGCCAAUUACUGGAAUUAUUUUCCAACGAACUAUAUAAGUGUUAUCGUCUCAUACAAAUUAUACCCAUGGACAUGAGUAAGUUGUAUGAAAAUCGCUCUAGGCCGACAAAUUUUGGUAAUGUGCUGGGUCAGUUACUUUUAUGCAAGCAAAUAGCUCCAGAUUUUAAUCAAGAGGAGUUAUCCAGUAUCACCAAUGCCAUAGAAGAUAUUAAGAUGUUAACAAAAGAUUUACAAAAGUAUGAACCAGCAACAGAUGGCCAAGGCAAUGGGGAUUUGAUGGAUCCCCACAAAUCAUUGCAGUACUUAAUACGAAAUGAUCGGAGGCCUAGUAAACGCAAUUGCUUGCUUUGUUGUGGAUCGAGUCCAAAAUAUGUUUGAUUAUAUACAACAAACUAAUUGGGCAGGGUAUAUAAUCUGCUCUGAAGUCGUCAUCGCCUUGAUGAACGUAGCGUAGAAAAUUGUUUUGAAAAUCCGAGAUUAUAGAUCAUAGUUUGUUAAGCCCCUUAGCGAAACUUAU